Molecule: messenger RNA, 2356 nt
Organism: Zophobas morio
Lineage: Eukaryota; Metazoa; Arthropoda; Insecta; Coleoptera; Tenebrionidae
Gene: ND-75
Product: NADH-ubiquinone oxidoreductase 75 kDa subunit, mitochondrial
Exons: 6
Coding region: 99-2282 (727 amino acids)
Biological process (GO): ATP synthesis coupled electron transport; cellular respiration
Cellular component (GO): membrane
Molecular function (GO): iron-sulfur cluster binding; NADH dehydrogenase (ubiquinone) activity
Source: RefSeq, a predicted model, not a curated record
CCUGUCAAAUUUUUCAUUUUGACGUUUGCUUGCAGUUGACGUAAUGGACGUCAUUUUUUGACGUUUAUUAUUGUUGGAAAAAUUACAAAAAUACGAUUAUGCUGCGCACUACCUUAAUUAAGGCCCUAAAUGCGGCCAAACUAAGCCCUAAGCAUGUCAGUGUAGUAUCUAGAGCUUCGAGCGAUGUAGCCAAGAAACCUGAAAAAAUCGAAGUUUUCAUUGAUGAUCAACCUGUGUUGGUGGAACCUGGGACGACGGUUCUUCAAGCCGCUGCUCUCAUCGGGAUUGAAAUCCCCCGGUUUUGCUACCAUGAGAGACUGGCGGUUGCCGGCAACUGUAGAAUGUGUCUCGUAGAAGUAGAAAAGUCUCCUAAACCAGUAGCUGCUUGUGCUAUGCCAGUGAUGAAAGGCUGGCGCAUUAAAACCGAAUCGGAAAUGACAAAAAAAGCCCGCGAAGGCGUCAUGGAGUUUCUGCUGGUGAACCACCCCCUGGAUUGCCCCAUUUGCGACCAGGGUGGCGAAUGCGAUCUCCAAGACCAGAGUAUGGCGUUUGGUUCGGAUAGAUCGAGAUUUACAGAUAUAGAUUUCUCCGGUAAAAGGGCUGUUGAAGAUAAGGAUAUCGGGCCUUUGAUUAAGACUAUAAUGACUAGGUGCAUUCACUGUACGAGAUGUAUUCGUUUUGCAUCUGAAGUCGCAGGAGUUGAUGAUUUGGGGACAACAGGUCGUGGAUCGGGUAUGGAAAUUGGAACUUAUGUACAGAAAUUCUUUUUGUCGGAGCUCUCAGGGAAUGUUAUUGAUUUGUGUCCUGUGGGGGCUUUAACUAGCAAACCGUAUAGUUUUACUGCCAGGCCGUGGGAAAUUCGCAAGAUUGAUUCUAUUGAUGUUUUGGAUGCAAUUGGGUCAAAUAUUGUUGUAUCGACGAGAACGGGGGAGGUGAUGAGGAUUCUGCCUAGGACAAAUGAGGAGAUCAAUGAGGAGUGGUUAUCCGACAAAGCAAGAUUUGCGUACGACGGUUUGAAACGCCAGCGCUUAGUCACCCCCAUGCUUCGCGGCAGCGAUGGCGAACUUACACCCGUCGAUUGGGAAACCGCUCUCUUGAGUGUCGGAAAAGUCCUAAGAAAUGCGGGUUCUAGUGUAGGCGCCAUAGCUGGCGGCUUAGCAGAUGCCGAAGCAUUAGUAGCCCUAAAAGACCUCCUAAACAGACUAGGCUCCGAAGAUCUAUGCACCGAGCAUACAUUCCCCAUGGACGGUUCCGGCAGCGAUCUGCGUUCGAACUACUUACUGAACAACAAAAUCGCCGGGGCCGAAGACGCUGACUUCGUCCUGUUGAUCGGAACCAACCCUAGAUUCGAAGCACCGCUUCUAAAUUCACGCUUAAGAAAAGCUUACGUGCACAAAGAACUCGAUGUGGCCUUGGUUGGCCCCAAAGUAGACUUAACCUACGAGUACGAUCACUUAGGAGAUGACCCUAACGUUAUUUCGGAGAUAGCUUCAGGUAAACACCCUAUAGCGAAAAAGUUGAAGGCUGCGAAGAAACCCUUGAUUAUUCUGGGGGCUGAUAUUCUGCAGAGGCCUGAUGGGGGCGCGUUGUUGGCAGCCGUUCAAAGUUUGGCGGCUUCCACGACUCCGUCGGAAGGUUGGAAAGUUUUCAACAUCUUGCAUAAAGUUGCCAGUCAGGUGGCUGCACUGGAUAUUGGAUAUACCCCGGGGGUUGAUAAGAUCCGUGAGAAUAGCCCGAAAGUUCUUUUCUUGUUGGGAGCAGAUGAAGCUGCUAUUGACAAGAGUGAUUUGCCGGAAGGUUGUUUCGUCAUUUAUCAAGGUCAUCAUGGCGAUCAGGGAGCCGUUAUUGCGGACGCCAUAUUGCCGGGGGCUGCCUACACUGAAAAACAAGCAACUUAUGUGAAUACCGAAGGAAGAGCGCAGCAAACGUUGCAAGCCGUUUCGCCCCCAGGACAGGCUAGAGAAGAUUGGAAGAUCAUUAGAGCUCUUUCUGAAGUCAUAAGGGUUCCUCUGCCAUAUGACAACUUGAAUGAAAUUAGGUGCAGGUUGCACGACGUAGCGCCACAUUUAACUAGAUACGGUGAAGCGGAAAAUGCGAAUUACUUCAAACAAGCGGAAGAAUUAGCUAAGACGGCAAAAAGUAGUAACUUAAGUGGUUCUCCAAUUGAUGUCAAAAUAAAAGAAUUAAAGGACUUCUACAUGACUGACGCCAUCAGCAGGGCUUCGCCGACGAUGGCGAAGUGCGUCCAAGCAGUACUCAAACAGAAACAGUCAAAAUACUGAAUUCUGUAAUAGAUUCUUGCACUAUUUAAUUUUAAUGUGUUGUAUUAUAAAACGAAUAAAUAAAUACGAAACAA